AGCUGAACCUGGGAUCCAUCCCCUCCCUCCUGCUUGGCUGGCUUCCACGGCGUUCCAAGACGUUGGGCUGCCCGACUUAUCGGUGCGGUUUAUUCGACUCAAUGCCCUCCUCCCUCAUGCCCUGGAGGGGUAGGCCGCCCAUGAACAUGUUGGUUUGUAUUUUAUGAUCGCGUCGUCUCGACAAUUGUGCUCGGCUGGCCACAUGAGCUCCGUACCGACGCCAUCUGGCACCCAUGAGGAACACUAAACUGGAACCUGCGGUUGACUGCCGCCUCCCGCUGCUCAACCACAGUGCGAAAUAUGGACACAUCACGCCUAAUCGACAAAGAAGCGCUCCAUGGGUGGCCGGCCUCACACUUGUCGCUUUCCUGGCCGUGUGCUACAGAUUUGCCGUUAUUCACGCCGCGAAGAGCCUUUUCCGAGACACCACACCCCCGACGGCCACAAAACCGGACGGUCAAUGGUCUUGGGCAGCGCUUGAAUCCAGCAGAUCCCUAACAUGGCAUCGGUGCUACGAUGAUGGCUACGAUUGUGCUCGUCUGGACGUCCCCAUGGACUGGUUGGACCCAUCCAACAACAGCCGCGUCGUGCUGGCAGUGAUGCGCCUUCGUGCCACCAACAUGACGGACUACCGCGGCCCUGUCUUUUUUAAUCCAGGGGGACCUGGCGGUUCAGGCAUCUGGUCAAUGCUUGAUCAUGGGGAACAUAUCCAGGCCAUCGUUGGUGCGGACCAUGACAUCGUCACUUUCGACCCUCGGGGAGUCGGCGUCUCCGUUCCCAGAUUAGAGUGUUGGAGCUCGAGGCAGGAGCGGACCUUCUGGGGGCUUGCCGAGGUCGGCGUGUCAGACUCGCAUCCGGGCGUACUAUACGACGAAUACGCCCGAGCCGUCGCCGUCUCGUCCCGAUGCGAGGCUGCAUUGGCGAAUUCGGACAUUCUACGGCACACAAGCACGGUCUCGCAUGCCCGCGACAUGCUCGAGAUACUCAACCAGAUGGGGCAUGAUAAACUCAAGUACUGGGGCUUUAGCUACGGCACCAUUCUAGGCGGCACCUUUGCCGCCAUGUACCCGGACAAGGUCGAGCGACUGGUGUCUGAUGGAAACGUCGAUUACAACGAGUGGUACAGGGGAGCGCAUGUCAACUUUCUCCGCGACGCCGACAAGGUUCUCGACAGUUUUUACAAGCUCUGUUCCCAAGCCGGUCCAGUCAAAUGUAUCUUCUACGAGACGUCACCCGCAAAGGUUGAAAAGAGAUUCCGAAACCUGCUAGAGAGGCUACGGGAAAGACCCGUCGUUGUGCCGGCUAAAGCGGACGAUGAAGACGAGGGCCCCGAAAUGCCCCAGAUAAUAAGCUACUCCGCCCUGCGGCGCAUGCUGUCCUCGGUCCUCUACCAGCCCCUAUACCUCUUCCCCGAGUUCGCUCGCGUUCUUGCCGCUCUCGAGGUCGGCAACGGCCUCCCGUUUCUGCGCAUGGCUGGCGCGCGCCACUCGUUGCCUUUCGAGUCCUUUUGUCCGUCUGGUCCCAACCCGAUCGAGCCGACCGUGCCUCCAUCGGCCAUAGGCGAAGACACCGAGGAUGCGUUUCCGGCCGUCAUGUGUGCCGACUCGGAACCUUGGGGCAACAAGACGGCGCAGGACUUUGCGUUGGUGGCCGAGGGGCUGCGCAACGUCAGCUUUGCCAUCGGCGCCGUGAGCAGCGUCAUCAGGUCUGCCUGUGUUGGAAGGCUGGUCAGGCCAAAGUGGCGCUUUACAGAUACCUUCCAGGUCAAAACCGGGUUCCCGGUCCUCUUCAUCGCCAACAUGGCCGACAACGUGACGCCGCUGGUCAGCGCCCGCAACAACUCUCGGGGGUUCGAGGGCUCCGUGGUGCUCGUGCAGAAUUCGUACGGACACACCACCCUCGCCGCGCCGUCGACGUGCACGGCCGCGCGGAUCAGGGCGUAUUUCCAGCAGGGGUCGCUGCCCCCGCACGGCGCCGAGUGCGAGGCCGACCAGCAGCCCUUUGGAGAGUAUGCCGGGAAGUCUGCUUUCACGGGGUUUGGGUCGGCAAUUGCGCCGCACGAGGUAGCGGGUUUGGCGCGUGCCACCUUGGAGCUCUCGAAAAAGGCGUCAACUAGAUUGCGGACGGGGCGGUUCUAGAUGGCAUCGUGGCGGUGUGCAGGAAAGUGCGGGUUUAAAGACGCGGAGUAUAUACGAUAGAUUAUAUCUACAAAGAAUACAAGUAUAGCUAAGAAGAUGUGAAGGAGAGUAAAAUCCAAGAUAUG
Gaeumannomyces tritici R3-111a-1 is the source of this 2263-nucleotide messenger RNA. RefSeq lists its product as hypothetical. Bases 234 to 2138 code for a protein of 634 amino acids. The transcript is spliced from 8 exons. NCBI's taxonomy places the organism in Eukaryota, Fungi, Ascomycota, Sordariomycetes, Magnaporthales, Magnaporthaceae. The record is from RefSeq and is a predicted model, not a curated record.